AUGCGUAAACAGGAUCUGUGGAACCAACAUGCAGAUUCAUAUUUGGCUGAGCCAAGACGGAAAUCAAAAUUUAGAAACGCUCAUACCGCAAGUGAGAAAACUCUGCAAGCUAUGCUUGCUACUUUUCUUUUGGACUUUUUCUGUGAUAGCAUCCCUGUAAAUAGUAGAUCUCAAAUAAAAGCUGAACUGUGCAACAUUAUGAUAAAACUGAAGUUGAUACCAUCCACUUUUCUUUCCGAUGAUUAUUCUGCUAUUCGAAAUGCUUUCUCAGGACUCUUAUCAGAUGUUAUUAGUCAAUCGUUUUCAACACAACUUCAGACUGUAUAUAAGCCUCUUCUCGGUAGUGAGAACCAUUUUAAUAAAAGCAGAGAUCGAUAUCAAACAGAUUUCAUUGAAUACGAAGAAAUUGGACGUGGAGGUUUUGCAACAGUUCAUAAGGUUAAAUCCCGAAUUGAUAACUGUUUCUACGCCAUAAAAAAAAUCAAAUUCAAAAAGCGUUUUCCCGAAAAUUCAGCAAAGAUUUUAAACGAGUUGCAAGUGCUAGCGCAGUUGAAUCAUAAAAACAUAGUUCGUUAUCAUUCUGGUUGGGUGGAUAUGGGGCGUUCUAACGAAAUCAGUUCAUGUCCGAACUCACCUUUAAAGAUCACUGAAAUUAAAGAGGAUGAUAGUUGGCCUAGUCAGAGAGAAACAGAGGAUGAUAUCUCUCCUCAAGCUUCAAUUGAAGCGGAUGGAAUAUAUUUCGAAAGAAGCAAUGGUGAUAAGAACGGUUCUUUAUCAUCAUCCUCUCAUGAUGAUGAUGACAUGAAAGCGGAAGAGAAAGAGAACAAAUUUGACGGCAAAAGUAAAUUCUGGGCCAAAGCUGUUGACUCCGUGACAACCGACGGGGAACCUAGUUGUAGUAAAUCUAUGAUGGACAGCUUACCUGAAGAUAAGACUGAGGUUAUGGACUACGCGAAAAAUAAUUUGAAGUUAGUAAUUUAUAUCCAGAUGGAGUUAUGCACGAAAACACUGUCAGAGUUUCUAUCUGAACGCAAUAAACCUGCGGAAAGCAAAGGGAAUUCUAUCGAUGAAGCUUUCAAUAACGAACUGGAAAUGCAGUUAUUGUCUGCAAUAGAAUAUAUUCACUCAAAACAUUUGAUUCAUAGGGAUAUUAAGCCAAGCAAUAUUUUUCUGAAGAAAAUCCCUGGGAAGACUCGUCUGUUGUUAGGCGACUUCGGUUUAGCAUGCGUGGACAAUUUAGAAGGGUCUUCUGACUUUGUAAAUAAUCAAGACAAUAUUGUAGAAAAACGAAGACGACGUUCAUCCAUUCAAACAACACAUACUAUAGGGGUUGGUACAGUAUCCUAUGCAGCACCAGAACAAUUGAAGCGUAAAGAUUAUGGACAUAUGGUUGAUAUCUACAGUGCCGGAGUUGUGUUUUUCGAGCUCUAUAGUCAAUUUUCAACCGAUAUGGAAAAAUUCAGUAGUAUAACCGAACUUCGAGAUCAUCAAAUUUUACCCGAAAUUUUGAAGAAGAAUUGGUCAAAUGCUGCGAGGAUCAUAAAAAGAAUGACGGAUCCGAACCCAACAAUGAGACCAACCGCGGGUAGUCUACUGCAGAUGUAUAGAGGCCAGCAUAACAUAACGAUUGAGAGCUUGCAGGAAUUAUUAAAAGAGAAAGAUCGUAUAAUAAAUGAACAACAAGCCGAAAUAGAGGCACUUCGUAGAGAUUUAGAACGAUUAGAGUCUGGAAAUCUAAAACAACAAACGAAGUGA
Messenger RNA from Auanema sp. JU1783, 1755 nucleotides. Lineage: Eukaryota; Metazoa; Nematoda; Chromadorea; Rhabditida; Rhabditidae. The record is from the annotation of a GenBank genome assembly.